Molecule: messenger RNA, 3821 nt
Organism: Anopheles funestus (African malaria mosquito)
Lineage: Eukaryota; Metazoa; Arthropoda; Insecta; Diptera; Culicidae
Product: putative mediator of RNA polymerase II transcription subunit 26
Exons: 3
Coding region: 782-1813 (343 amino acids)
Source: RefSeq, a predicted model, not a curated record
GGACCCGGAACCCCCGGGAGGAAACGGAGAACCUCGGCGGUCUAAAGGGGCAGGUACCCGGGAGCUGUUCUGUUUUCAAAAUAUAAACUUUUCGAGUCAGUCGAAUUCUGAACGCCGUCCGGGAACGAUCAUCCAAAACCGGAGCCGUCCAUCGGUCACGUACAGCCCACUGGUAGACGUCGCCUUAUAAUACAUCUUCUCGACGCAAAGUUCGGUCGCAUUCGCAAUUCGCCCCCGGGGGGAACGGCUAACACACGAAGAGUUUUAGAGCCAGCUCACUCACCGAUCGAUCGUACACCAAGUCGGACACACGCUGCUCUACAAGGUGCCUGCCGAGGUGUGUAGAGUUUGCGCGAGUGCAUCGUACACGUUUGCUAGACCAAGCAACAGCAAAAAAAGGACAUCAAUCCAACGGCGUUGUCUCUAUGCGACAAGGACCCGAGCGUGUUUGAUUGAUUGUGGUGCAUCCGAAUUACAUCCGAAUGUGAGAAAGUGUUUCCGGUGUUUUGUUGGAAAAAAAUAAUUUUACCACAAAAGUGCACAAGUCGUUUAUAUCCCCAAGUGAUUACCAACAAGGUACGGCUGGACACUCUUCUCAUGUCCUGCCGGCAAAUUUUGGUGCGCGUGUACUACUAUAUAUUGUGUAUGUGAGAGUGGAUGUGCAUCGAAUAGUGCGUGCGUGCGUGCGUCCACAAAGUCGUCCAGACACCAACCAAAUCACAAGAUCCUAUCAGCCUGCUCCAGUAAAGUAAGAAUAAAAAAGACAAAAACCAAAAACACCAUGGCGCUACCAACACUCAACCGCCGGCAAACCAGUGUCAGACAGCAGAGGUGGCGGCAUCUACUGUUACCGCUGUUGACGACCGUCCUAGCACUAGCGAGCCUUGGGACGAGUGCACCCGCCACAGAGAAUUUGUACAGCGAGUUCGAUUGGAAACAGGAGCUAAACACCUCGAGCACAACAUGGAUGUCACCGUGUGGCACUAAUAUAUCAGAGGCAAAGAUCAGUAAUCCUACCGGCUCCAACAAGAGCACCAAAUUUCAUCAGGACAUGAAGCGUCUAAUCAACCUGACGCUGCUCGAUCUGAACAAUUGGCGGGAUCUGACCGCUAGCAACAACAGCGUCACGAUCUGGAACGACACCCAUCGCAAGCGCCAGUUUCGAUUCCUGCAACCGUUCGUGAAAAAUGUCUCAAGCUGGGAGCGAAGACUUUCGGUGUAUUGGGCUUACCUGAAGCUGGUACGUCAGUAUCACCAAAAAUACCCAGAAAGUACCAACAUUAAGCGGGAAGAGGUAGUCGCACUCGAAAGUGUGAACGAGGCAAGCAAGGAGCUGCUGUGCACGGUGCAGGAGUACCGUCAGGUGACCAAGCGACAGAAGAAGCAAAUCAGUGUUGAGCAGAUGCAAAAAAUGGUCAACUUUACCAUACACGAUGCUGGUGAGAUCAAGAUUCACAUCUGGUACAUUAUGUGCCGGUUGGAGUGCUUCCUGAAGAACAUGCGCAAACACCUCCGUCAGCUGAGUGCAAAGGGUAACCAAGCGUACAAACCGGUCAAUAUGAUGAACUGCAAAACCUGCCCGUACUGUAAGGCCUGUCCGUACUGCAAACCGAAGAAGCAAUGCCAGCAGCACAAUAAAAAGCACCGGAAGCAAACGCAACAUCAGCAGCAGCAACAGCAGCGACAGCACAAUCGGGCCGGUCACAGUGCCCAGCAGAAGCAGGCGAACCAGCAUCAGCAGCCCAGCAGACAACCGAAAGGGCGGAAAGGCACACAGCAACCGAACAAUCAUGCGCGAAACAAACAGGGUUAAGGGGGAGUUACCUCCUGAGUUACCCUGCUUAAACUCCAGCUUAAACUAAACUCUUCCGUCAGUCUCUCUACACGGACGGCUGUCAGAGAGCCGUCCGCGCGAACGCCAUGACGCGACACGACUUGCCAACUUGUCCUGUCCUGUCCGUGUGUGCUGUCAGCUUUCAUCAACUAAUGUCGAUAAAACAACACUAGGAAACAGUAACAUUCCAACUAUGAUUGUGACGGGUUCCCGUUGGCCGAUUUCCACAUUGCGGGCACCAGAGGAAGCGUUGUACAUUCCGGGUGGGAUGCCGGGCGUGUGUGUGUGUAUGAUAGCACCAAACUGUUUCUGUGUGGUAAAGCUUACCCAAAAAAAAAACCCCGAACGCAUCUGUUAGGCAGCCAGGAAUCAGCUUUACCUAGAACAGCAAUGACAGCCAGGCGCGGACUUGGACGCAUAAAAAAUAGUAGGUAGUAAUAGUCUUUAGCAAAUGGUAGUAUCCGGACAGAUGCGCCCUGGCACUGUGGUAGUGAAGCAGCGCGAGUAUCAAACUACCGUACAACAGGUGUAAAUGUAAUUGUGCGAUAUUACGAUACGAUUCGUCUCCCCCCUGUACGGGUGCCUUUUAACGUUUUGUGUGUGCGUGUGUGUGUGCCUUACAUGUGAACGUUUUGCUGUGAGCGCGCGGUGACGGAACAGGGGUGAUUGUGUGCAGAUCGCAUCAAGUGACAUUAUGUCGGUGCGACCCGAAGCACCAUAUACUAAGCGCGCGCGUACGGUAGCAUUUAUUUAUACACUAUUUAUUGACGAACAAAACCAAACCCAUACACACGGGUCGGAGAAACCGCAGAGACAGCGCAUAGAUCCUUGUGAGCGUGGUGCCUUUUUUUGGGCUUUGCGCGUGUUUUAGUAUGCGUUGGCAGAGCAUCAAGAGCGUUAGGAUGCAAAAAGUUUUACAAAUUUUACGAUCUCGAACACGCAAGGUGUGGGGGUGUGUCAUGGUAAUUAUUAUUAUUUUUAAUUUAAUUCUUUUUUUGUGUUUGUUUCAACAGCCAGAACAGUUAUUUGGCAGUUACAGCAGUAAACGCCAACAGUGUACAAGUACUUAACCCCAGUUAGUUAGGCAUUUCGAUAAGUUCAUAUUUCCCACCGUGGGAAGAAGCUCGAUAUGUAGAAUAUUUUGUUUCAUUCAAUGUUUCCAUUGUUUCUAUUUUUCUGCACUCUAGUUUCAAGCAUGUGUUGUGUUUCAGUCUCAAGUACAAGAUCAGUCGCUUGGUCGGUAAUCGUAUUACCGGCUAAUGCAUCUGACAUGCGAAAUAGUACACCCCCAAACGUCAAUCAAACGGGGAAUGUCAAAAAAAAUAUUAUCCUUCAAAAAAAAAAUGUCUCACCGCUUACAAUGAUGGUUGUGAUUUGUAAAGUAAACAACUACAAAAUAGUAACGCUGUGAUAGAAGCCCACUAUUAGACUCGAUUACUUGCAACGCGUCACAUUACAAAAGCGCCUGGUGAUAAACGUCAGGAAAUGGUGGACAUUAUUUAUUUUCGUGAUUUUUAGUACAUGACAAAAGACAAAUCUGUAGUACGUCACGAAGCACAACUCAUGGUGGGGGCUAGAGCGUUGCUUUCCAGUGUCACGAAAUUGUAAAUUGAAACAGCAGAAAACCAAAAUAUCGCACAGUGUUAUAUACGCAGAUAAGCUUAAGCGCUAUGAUAAGUGUUAAGAGAAGCGAGAGGCAUGCCCGGUUGUUUUUUUUUUUGCUAGGUUAGGUACUACCGUACUUAAUUAUUGUUACGAAUCGGGUUACAAAUGACGUUUAGGCAGCCAAUAGUAAUAGCACCAAGUGGAGUAAGAACGGAAACAAUCGACAACCCUGAGGAUGUUGCGCUACUAGGAGGAGGGUACGCUCGAAUAGCGGCAUCCGACUCACCACACCGGGUUUUUAUAGCCGUAACCGAGUGGUAUAUAUAGUUUGUAGUAUUUUAUUUGCCAACCACUAUUUAUUGUAAUUAAUUUUCGUUUCAAA